This is a messenger RNA of Oreochromis aureus, 2503 nucleotides long. RefSeq names its product zic family member 4 (gene zic4). The transcript is spliced from 2 exons. The record is from RefSeq and is a predicted model, not a curated record. The coding region runs from base 1 to 1596 and encodes 531 amino acids. Gene Ontology annotation, cellular component: nucleus. Gene Ontology annotation, molecular function: DNA-binding transcription factor activity, RNA polymerase II-specific; RNA polymerase II cis-regulatory region sequence-specific DNA binding. NCBI's taxonomy places the organism in Eukaryota, Metazoa, Chordata, Actinopteri, Cichliformes, Cichlidae. Gene Ontology annotation, biological process: central nervous system development; regulation of transcription by RNA polymerase II.
AUGAGCGUGGAUGCAUUGGGAAGCCCCGUGAUGGACCCUACGUUUUCCAAACGGAACACGGCGCUGAGAUUAGUUGACUUGGCAGGGGCUCACCACCAUCACCAUCAUCACCACCAUACCCCUCAGAGCGUGACAGGCUUCCCGGGGUUCAGCAGCCAUCCACACUCAAUGGCUCACUCGCACCCUGGGGAGAUUACUGCGGAACCCCGCCUGGGGCCGAGUCCAUUCGGGCCAGAACACAUGGGGCACUCCGCGGCCCUCAAAAUCAGCCCAGCCCAUCAUUAUCCCCACCACCAUCACCACCACCACAAUCAUCAUAUGGCAGGCCACAGUGAAGUGGUCUCCAGUCAAACGGGAGCUUUUGGCCCGGUUCAGGCGACAUCGGUCCCCUAUUCUAUGUCUCACACGGCCCAGGCUUUAUCUGCAGGUAGGGAUUUCCUCAUCCGGAGAGAUCUGACAGCUCAAGCCAUGCCAGUACUGACUGACCAGACUGCUGGUUCAGCCUCUCACCACGGAAUGUUUGUCUCAACAACAGGUAGCUAUCCCGGACACUAUGGUCAUCACCCUGACGCUGGGAACCAUACCCUCUUCUCCGGACUCCACCACGAGCAGCCUUCUAGCGGAUCACCGGGUGGCCAAACACUGAAUGGACAAAUAAGGUUAGGACUACCUGGAGAAAUGUAUGUUAGGUCUGAUCACUUGAGUCAAGUGGCAAGCUCCAGGGCUGAUCCGUUCUCUGCCUCGCCUUUGCAUGGCUACGGUGGUCUGAAUCUGAACAUGAAUCUUAGCGCUCACCACCACCACGGAGCCGGUGCCUUUUUCCGCUACAUGAGGCAGCCGAUAAAGCAAGAGCUGAUUUGCAAGUGGCUGGAGCCGGAGCACUCGCCGAAGAAACUUUGCUCCAAAACUUACAGCACCAUGCACGAACUCGUAACGCAUGUGACUGUAGAGCACGUUGGAGGACCAGAGCAAGCGAACCAUAUAUGUUUUUGGGAAGAGUGUCCCAGGGAAGGCAAACCGUUUAAAGCAAAAUACAAACUUGUAAAUCACAUUCGAGUGCACACCGGGGAGAAACCGUUUCCGUGCCCGUUCCCUGGUUGUGGGAAAGUGUUUGCAAGAUCCGAAAAUCUAAAGAUUCACAAAAGGACGCACACAGGUGAGAAACCCUUCAAAUGUGAAUUUGACGGCUGCGACAGACGCUUCGCCAACAGCAGUGACCGGAAAAAGCACUCGCACGUCCACACCAGCGAUAAGCCCUACAACUGCAAAGUGAGAGGCUGCGAUAAGUCCUACACACACCCCAGCUCCCUGAGGAAACACAUGAAGGUGCACUGCAAGUCCCCUCCGCCUAGUUCGGGAUAUGAGUCGUCCACCCCCUCCCUGGUCUCCCCUUCCUCAGACUUGGGCCGGGAACCAGGCGGCUCCUCGGUGUUGUCAGAGCCGGUGGGAGCCUCCCAGCCCGCGAAUUUAAGCGAGUGGUACGUCUGCCACAGCUCGGGUGCCAGCGGCGCCCAAACACCACCCAGCGGGCACUCUACACCCGACCCCGCAGACGAACCACCUUACAGAAACCCAGAACCGAGGGACGCUUUUUAACCCGGCUCAAGCUCACACACACACACACACACACACACACACACACACACACACACACACACACACACACACACACACACACACACCAGCAGAGACAGAAACACAUUUCCACAAGCUUAACAAUUAAAAAGGCGGUUUGGCUUUGGUGCCCAUGUGCCUGAUUAGGACCACUGGUACCCUUUUUUUUUGGAGGGGGAGGGAAGGGAAGGGGAUGAGCCACCAAACAGACAUCCAGAACCAAGAGAUGCAUUUUAACCACAUCGGAAGGAAAAUGUGCUAACCUUGAAGACGUGCUAAUUUCCAGGCAUAUAAAAAGAAUAUAUUUUCAAACCUCACUUGUUCAGAGCGGUUGGCUCGGUGCCUACACGCCCUCACGGCCCACAGGUCCACUUACGGAGAGAGUCUUGUAAAUCUGUUAGACAAUGUGGUACAUUAUUGUAGGCUUAGGCAUGUUGGUGUAAAAUUAUUAUUAUUAUUAUAUUUUUUUUUUGUAAAUGAGUUUGGACUUCGAUAUGUUUUUAUUUAUUUUUCAAUCUGACAUGGAAGGAUUUUGUAUUACCGAACCAAAGUGCAUGUUUGAAUUAGAACAACAACAGCAACAGAGACAAAAAGGAAAAAAAUGUACAUUUGUAAAUUUUUGUAAGUUUCGAUGUGUUGAUGUUGAUAGUUUUGUAAGGAUCUGUCUUCGGAGCAGUUUCUUACCGAAAACUGCGGCUAUUUGUACAAAAACAUUUUAUGUUUACAUCUUACGUCCCCUCCCAAACAUUUGUGCAGAGGGUCAGUAAUUAAGCUGUUUCAUAUGCCUGCAGUAUUUGAUAUACGACCGUGAAAUUAUAAAUGUUUUUAUCAAAGUGGGCAUUUUGUGAUUUUUUUUUUUUUUUGUAUCAUUGUUGUCUUUUUUUUUUUU